AUGUCACCCUUAGAAACCCCAGGAUCCCUCACCAAGGGCGUCCACACAAACACACCACCGCUAUCACUACAAGACUACGCUGUUACUUCUAACGGCUUUCUCCCAGAGGAGCCGCCGUUGAGAAGGCUGCCAGACCCAUACUACGCCCCCUGGGAGUCCCUAGUCGAAACCCUCUCCAUCUCCAUCGCAGAGCAAACCCUACGCCAACAAAUCGACCGACUCCCCGUGUUGUCGACCGACCGGCUCACAACAGAGCCCGAAUGGCGAAGAGCUUGUGUCGUCCUUGCCUUUCUCACACACGGCUACAUCUGGGGCGGCGAGACAGCGUCCGAGGGGGCGGAGGUCGAGGUGUGGUGCCAGUUUACAGGGGGGAGUAAUGGGCAGACGCUUCGCCGGUGCAGUUUCUUGGAUGUGGUGCUGGGGGUGGCAGCAUAA
Chaetomium globosum CBS 148.51 is the source of this 435-nucleotide messenger RNA. RefSeq lists its product as uncharacterized. The transcript has 2 exons. The record is from RefSeq and is a predicted model, not a curated record. Gene Ontology annotation, molecular function: heme binding; indoleamine 2,3-dioxygenase activity; metal ion binding. NCBI's taxonomy places the organism in Eukaryota, Fungi, Ascomycota, Sordariomycetes, Sordariales, Chaetomiaceae. Bases 1 to 435 code for a protein of 144 amino acids. Gene Ontology annotation, cellular component: cytoplasm. Gene Ontology annotation, biological process: 'de novo' NAD+ biosynthetic process from L-tryptophan.